UUGUCUUGACUCCGCCUCCCUUCUGGUUGUCAUGGUGAGGCGAUAUACAUUGAGGUUCCAGGACCCGAAGGCUGGAAACUGUUAGAAGCAGUCGCCAUGGAGUACACAGGGAGCAAAUUUAUCGGGGAAUAUGUAGAUAGGAGGAUGGAAGGCAACGCCGAAUACAUCCUCCCUACUGAAACAAGGUAUGUCGGAGAGAUGAAGGAUGGCAUGUUUCACGGCAAAGGAACCCUGUACUUCCCCAGCGGGAGCCGAUACGAUGCUGACUGGGAGAAGGGACUGGCUGUCAAGGGCACGUACACCUUCGCAGACGGUCUGCAGUAUGAUGUAGAGCACUGGCAUUAUUGCGACAGUUAUGACCGGAGAUUUUACACGGAGAUCUGCUAUGGCUUGAGACCUUCAGUUAUCUGUCAACUCACCAAUAUGGACCCACCCAGAAAAAUACCCAAAGGCUGUUAUGAUUGUGGAGAUGGCUUCUACAACCCAGUCACAAGGAUCAUCAGGGACUACAAAAGCCACUUUCUGAGAAAUGCAGGCUCUCAUGCCUUGGCCUGCUCUCCUGGCUUUGAACAAAACUCAUUAGCUGAGCAGUGGCUCUUGAUCCUUAAGAUGCUGAUCCUGUGUAAAGACUUCUGCCCUGGGUUCCCUGCAUCCUGGCAGGUAACCAGAAGUCCCAGGGAAGGAGAUGACGAUGAGCACGCGUGGAUCAUCCGGACGUGUCGGAAGGGUGAGGACAAGAUCGUGGGUCACGAGCCCAAACUGUGAACCUUAACAGCCACCUCCACCAGAGGUUUCCAGCUGCCCUGCUGGCACUGGCUGGCCUGGUUCUAGUUUUGACAGAAGAAUAAAGCCUUCCUGCACUCAGUGGGCCCAUGUGUGUACCUUAGAAGACCGUUUCUCGUUUCUCAGAAAGCACUCUCAUUUCACCUGCAUCAGAAUCACGACUAGCUGUUCCCAGGCCCCAGCCUAGACUGGCUCAACAGAAUCUCUACAAAUGGGACCUGGCAACAUGCAUUCCCAGGCAUUUCUCAUGCGUAUGAAAGUUCUGAGAACCAUUGUCUUAGAGUGGAUCUGUGGAUCUGAGUGAGAAACUAAUGGACUAGGGCAAGUGUGCAUUUUCUCUGCUCACAAAAGCCUGCAAGGGAGGACUGGAAAACACAGCAUCCUCAAAUGGGGAAUCAGGUUCAGAGGGCAGUCGGCCUGACUACUGUGUAUAUCUAUAGCUGGUACAUUCCCAUAAGCCCAAGAAUGACUACCAGGACUGCCUGUCCCUCUUACAGCUCCGCCAUUUCGGCCGCAUACCGUAGGAACAGGAUCAGUGUGGUGCCACCGAAAUAAUGUGGCUUGGGCAGCCUACAUGCCUGGGUUCAAAUCCCAGUUUAACCACAGGUACCACAUAACCUCCAGGACAAAGCCACCCUACAAGCCAGUGCUGUGCAGAUGCUGGGGCCCUGUCUCCCAUCCCCAAUUCUCCUACCCCCACCUUAUUAAAUUCUUCCCUAUCUUCCCAACAGGCUCUGGGUACUUCUCUCCUCUACCCCCCAGCCAUACUCUCCUUUUGUUUCUAGUCUGUGAUCUUCUCAUCUGAUAGCAUCCUGCUCAAAGCCUCCCUUUAUCCCUCACAGCAUGGGGGGGUGGUUGUUAUAGCAAUGGACAGACUCAGAGCUCCUCUAGGGCAGGGUGGGGCUGGGACCUCUCACUAAAUCUGUUGAGCCAGCACCCAGCCCCCGUACAGAGCUGCCUGCCGUCCAGGGAGAAGAGCAGAGAACCGAAACCAGCCUGAUUUUCAAAGCUUACUGAGACACAAGGGCGAUGUAGUACUUGAAGAAGAAAUCCAUCAUUGUGCCUUUGCAGCACACAGUUUACUAACAGGAAAAUGGUACCUACUUUCCAGGGUUGCACUGCCCAACAGCCCAGAUAUUCUAGGAGCCAGACACCUAACCCCUUAACUAGAGAACAGGAAAGAAAUGGAAUCCCAUCAUGUUCUGGAUUUAAGUGCCAGCACUUCUACUCGCAUUAACUUUAUUUAUUACACAAAUAAGACAUUUACAAAGCACGACAUGAAAGGUAUGUAACAAAACAGACAUUGGUUUUACAAAAAAGUGCUUACAAUUUUUUU
Fukomys damarensis (Damara mole-rat) is the source of this 2119-nucleotide messenger RNA. RefSeq names its product MORN repeat containing 5 (gene Morn5). NCBI's taxonomy places the organism in Eukaryota, Metazoa, Chordata, Mammalia, Rodentia, Bathyergidae. The record is from RefSeq and is a predicted model, not a curated record. The transcript has 6 exons. The coding region runs from base 97 to 765 and encodes 222 amino acids.